AACCAACAUGGACCCAAAGAUUACAUUUCUACGAACUUGACACAUGUUUUAAAGUAGAUUUUUUAAAAGAUUUCUUAUUUUUAUCACCUCAGACAUCCUUAUUUGUUAAUCACCCAAACUUCUAAGAGUAUUGCAAAGCUGCUUCUUACAAACGAGACCACAGAGAUACACUAUAUUGCCAAAAGUAUUCGCUCAUCUGCCUUUAGACGCAUAUGAACUUAAGUGACAUCCCAUUCUUAAUCCAUAGGGUUUAAUAUGACGUCGGCCCACCCUUUGCAGCUAUAACAGCUUCAACUCUUCUGGGAAGGCUUUCCACAAGGUUUAGGAGUGUGUUUAUGGGAAUUUUUGACCAUUCUUCAAGAAGCGCAUUUGUGAGGUCAGACACUGAUGUUGGACAAGAAGGCCUGGCUCGCAGUCUUCGCUCUAAUUCAUCCCAAAGGUGCUCUCUCGGGUUGAGGUCAGGACUCCGUGCAGGCCAGUCAAGUUCUUCCACACCAAACUCGCUCAUCCAUGUCUUUAUGGACCUUGCUUUGUGCACUGGUGCGCAGUCAUGUUGGAACAGGAAGGGGCCAUCCCCAAACUGUUCCCACAAAGUUGGGAGCAUGGAAUUGUCCAAAAUCUCUUGGUAUGUUGAAGCAUUCAGAGUUCUUUUCACUGGAACUAAGGGGCCAAGCCCAGCUCCUGAAAAACAACCCCACACCAUAAUCCCCCCUCCACCAAACUUCACAGUUGGCACAAUGCAGUCAGACAAGUACCGUUCUCCUGGCAACCACCAAACCCAGACUCGUCCAUCAGAUUGCCAGAUGGAGAAGCGUGAUUCGUCACUCCAGAGAACGCGUCUCCACUGCUCUAGAGUCCAGUGGCGGCGUGCUUUACACCACUGCAUCCGACGCUUUGCAUUGCACUUGGUGAUGUAUGGCUUGGAUGCAGCUGCACUCUACGGCCAUGGAAACCCAUUCCAUGAAGCUCUCUACGCACUGUUCUUGAGCUAAUCUGAAGGCCACAUGAACUUUGGAGGUCUGUAGCGAUUGACUCUGCAGAAAGUUGGCGACCUCUGCGCACUAUGCGCCUCAGCAUCCGCUGACCCUGCUCUGUCAUUUUAUGUGGCCUACCACUUCGUGGCUGAGUUGCUGUCAUUCCCAAUCGCUUCCACUUUGUUAUAAUACCACUGACAGUUGACUGUGGAAUAUUUAGUAGCGAGGAAAUUUCACGACUGGACUUGUUGCACAGGUGGCAUCCUAUCACAGUACCACACUGGAAUUCACUGAGCUCCUGAGAGCGGCCCAUUCUUUCACAAAUGUUUGUAGAAGCAGUCUGCAUGCCUAGGUGCUUCAUUUUAUACACCUGUGGCCAUGGAAGUGAUUGGAACACCUGAAUUAAAUUAUUUGGAUGGGUGAGCGAAUACUUUUGGCAAUGUAGUGUAAGUAUUCACAGCCUUUGCUCAAUACUUUGUUGAAGCACCUUUGGCACCAAUUACAGCCUCAAGUCUUUUUGAGUAUGAUGCUACAAGCUUGGCACAUCUAUUUUUGGGCAGUUUCUCCCAUUCUUCUUUGCAGAACCUCUCAAGCUCCAUCAGGUUGGAUGGGGAGUGUCGGUGCACAGCCAUUUUCAGAUCUCUCCAGAGAUGUUCAAUCGGGUUCAAGUCUGGGCUCUGGCUGGGCCACUCAAGGACAUUCACAGAAUUGUCCUGGAGCCACUCCUUUGUUAUCUUGGCUGUGUGCUUAGGGUUGUUGUCCUGUUGGAAGAUGAACCUUCACCCCAGUCUGAGGUCCAGAGCGCUCUGGAGCAGGUUUUCAUCAAGGAUGUCUCUGUACAUUGCUGCAUUCAUCUUUCCCUCGAUCCUGACUAGUCUCCCAGUUCCUGCCGCUGAAAACAUCCCCACAGCAUGAUGCUGCCACCACCAUGCUUCACUGUAGGGAUGGUAUUGGCCAGGUGAUGAACAGUGCCUGGUUUCCUCCAGACAUGACGCUUGCCAUUCAGGCCAAAGAGUUCAAUCUUUGUUUCUCAUGGUCUGAGAGUCCUUCAGGUGCCUUUUGGCAAACUCCAAGUGGGCUGUCAAGUGCCUUUUACUGAGGAGUGGCUUCCGUCUGGCCACUCUACCGUACAGGCCUGAUUGGUGGAGUGCUGCAGAGAUGGUUGUUCUUCUGGAAGGUUCUCCUCUCUCCACAGAGAAAUGCUGGAGCUCUGUCAGAGUGACCAUCAGGUUCUUGGUCACCUCCCUGACUAAGGCCCUUCUCCCCCGAUCGCUCAGUUUGGCCAGGCAGCCAGCUCUAGGAAGAGUCCUGGUGGUUCCAAACUUCUUCCAUUUACGGAUGAUGGAGGCCACUGUACUCAUUGGGACCUUCAAUGCAGCAGAAAUUUUUCUGUACCCUUCCCCAGAUCUGUGCCUCGAUACAAUCCUGUCUCGGAGGUCUACAGACAAUUCCUUGGACUUCAUGGUUUGGUUUGUGCUCUGACAUGCACUGUUAACUGUGGGACCUUAUAUAGACAGGUGUGUGCCUUUCCAAAUCAUGUCCAAUCAACUGAAUUUACCACAGGUGGACUCCAAUCAAGUUGUAGAAACACCUCAAGAUGAUCAGUGGAAACAGGAUGCACCUGAGCUCAAUUUUGAGUGUCAUGGCAAAAGCUGUGAAUACUUAUGUACAUGUGAUUUUUUUCGUUUUUUAUUUUUAAUAAAUUUGCAAAGAUUUCAAACAAACUUCUUUCACGUUAUCAUUAUGGGGUAUUGUUUGUAGAAUUUUGAGGAAAAUAAUGAAUUUAAUCCAUUUUGGAAUAAGGCUGUAGCAUAACUAAAUGUGGAAAAAGUGAAGCGCUGUGAAUACUUUCCGGAUGCACUGUAGAUCCUCCUUCUCACGCCUCGUUCCUGCAAACGUCACAGAACAACUGACCGAUCCUAUGGAUUUAGCGGCUUUUUCACUUUUUGAUCAAACAAGGAGUGGGGACCAUCGAGCAAUAUACCGAGCAGUUCUGUGGUCUCGCCCAAGUUCUCCAUUGGGGAGAUAUUGAACUCAAGGACUGCUAUCGGUUCAGACUUAAUGAGCCUGUGAAAUCCUGUCUGCUAGGAGGCAGAUGUGAACUUUCCUUGGUCUAAUUCAUUGACUAUGCAUUGAGGCUCACAUUCUCCUCGCCCAUGCCUGCCACGGUCAACGAGCCAGCUCCUGAAGCCUCGUCCGUCCCAGAGCCAGCGCCUGAAGCCUCAUCCGUCCCAGAGCUAGCGCCUGAAGCCUCGACCGUCCCAGAGCCAGCGCCUGAAGCCUCGACCGUCCCAGAGCCAGCGCCUGAAGCCUCGACCGUCCCAGAGCUAGAAGAGGAGGAGGAGGAGAAGGAGGAGGAGGAGGGUCCCUACUCUCCAGUCGCAGCCUGCACUCUCGACCACGGAAGUCGUUCCCCUGUCGCUACCUGUGCCCUCGACCACGGAAGUCGUUCCCCUGUCGCUGCCUGUGCCCACGACCACGGAAGUCGUCCCCGUCACUGCCUGUGCCCACGACCGCGGAGGUCGUUCCCGUCACUGCCUGUGCCCACGACCACGGAGGUCGUCCCCAUCACUGCCUGUGCCCACGACUGCGGAGGUCGUUCCCGUCACUGCCUGUGCCCACGGCCACGGAGGUCAUUCCCCUGUCACUGCCAGUGCCCACGGCCACGGAGGUCGUUCCCCUGUCACUACCAGUGCCCACGGCCACGGAGGUCGUUCCCCUGUCACUGCCAGUGCCCACGGCCGCGGAGGUCAUUCCCCUAUCACUGCCAGUGCCCACGGCCACGGAGGUCGUUCCCGUCACUACCAGUGCCCACGGCCAUGGAGGUCGUUCCCGUCACUGCCAGUGCCCACGGCCUCGGAGGUCGUUCCCGUCACUUCCAGUGCCCACGGCCGCAGAGGUCAUUCCCCUGUCACUGCCUGUGCUCACGACCACGGAGGUCAUACCCCUGCCGCUGCCAGCGCUCACGGCCAUGGAGGCCGUUCCCUUGACACUGCCUGUGCUCACGGCCACAGAGAUCGUUCCCCUUUUACUGGCAAUGCCCACGGCCACGGAGGUUGUUUCUGUCACUGCCUGUGCUCACGGCAACGGUGGAUGUCAACGAGGCUGUCCAGUUCCCAGAGGCAGUUGACGAGUCCAUCCAUCCCCUGAUGACUUUCGAGCCUGGUCGGUCCCCUGUGACCGUCGACGAUCCUGUCACCAGAAGCCGUCGACCAGUCUGUUGCUCAAUCCAGUGGUAUCCUGUCAGAAACAAGCUACCAGUCUGCUGACCCCUGUCCAGCGAGCAUUAGGAGCUGCUCCUUAAAUGGAGGGGUCUCUGCAACACUAGGGACAUUUGCCCUAGCGGCCACUAGAGGUUGCUAGGAGAACUAAGACUCUUAGUUUUAAGGUCUGUGUUUUCCUUCUUGUGUCUCUUUUCCUGAUUCCUUCCCUGAUUGUCUUCCCAGCUGUGUCUUGUUACCCUUGUUAUUUAUUGUAUACAUAUUGCCCUCUGUCUUUGUAAGUUAACCUUUCAUGGAUGUAACGGUUUGUUCUGUUGUCUUGUUUUGAGUUCCUUAUGUUUAUUUCUCUGAGUUUUAAUUAAAAAGCCUGCAUAUAGAUCCUCCUUCUCAAGCC
Molecule: messenger RNA, 4589 nt
Organism: Myxocyprinus asiaticus (Chinese sucker)
Lineage: Eukaryota; Metazoa; Chordata; Actinopteri; Cypriniformes; Catostomidae
Product: keratinocyte proline-rich protein-like
Exons: 2
Coding region: 3131-3964 (277 amino acids)
Source: RefSeq, a predicted model, not a curated record